AUGGAGAGAGACAGAGAGCAGUCGAAGGAAGAGAUCCCCAGCCUCUGGCAGGGAGGCAGGAGGUCAACCAGCUCCACCAUCGGCCGCAAACUUCCAUCCUCCCGUUUCAAGGGCGUGGUUCCUCAGCCAAACGGGAAAUGGGGAGCUCAGAUUUACGAGAACCAUCAGCGCGUGUGGCUGGGGACGUUCCCCACGGAGGCGGAGGCCGCGGCGGCCUACGACGUGGCGGCGCUCAAGUACAGAAGCGAGGAAGCGGCCACCAAUUUCCGGGUGGUGUGGGAGGACCAGCACCAGCUCUCCUUCCUCAAGUCCCACUCACAGCAAGAGGUCGUGGAGAUGCUCAGGCGGAAUACCUACUACCACGAGCUGAUCCUUUUCAAAGAGUCAGCUCGAUCUGUCGGCUCAUCUCCCUCGCCAUGGAAGAGGCGCGAAGUUCGGGUAGAGAAGAAAGAGCUCUUCGACAAGGUGCUGACGCCGAGCGACGUCGGCAAGCUCAACAGGCUCGUGAUUCCCAGGCGCCUGGCCGAGCAGUUCUUCCCCUUGGACACCCGGCGCUGGAAGGACGGCAUUCUUCUGAAGUUUGAGGAUGAAGGUCGCCGAGUGUGGAGGAUCAAGUACAGUUACUGGAGCAGCAGCCGCAGUUACGUGUUGACCAAGGGCUGGAGAGGGUUCGUGAAGGAGAAGGGGCUUAAGGCAGGGGACGUGGUCUUCUUCUUGAGGUCGGCAGGGCCUGAAGAGAUGAACUACAUACGUUGGAAGCAUGUGGAAGGAGAAGAUAUUUAUCAGCAGCGGAGAUGUGGACGACAAGGGCCUGCGUUGGAGCCACAACAACGAGGUCAGUUCGUCAGGAUCUUCGGCGUCGACUUAAAUUCAAGAUCUUAG
This is a messenger RNA of Nymphaea colorata (pocket water lily), 882 nucleotides long. RefSeq names its product AP2/ERF and B3 domain-containing transcription factor RAV1-like. Bases 1 to 882 code for a protein of 293 amino acids. Gene Ontology annotation, molecular function: DNA binding; DNA-binding transcription factor activity. The transcript has a single exon. Lineage: Eukaryota; Viridiplantae; Streptophyta; Magnoliopsida; Nymphaeales; Nymphaeaceae. The record is from RefSeq and is a predicted model, not a curated record. Gene Ontology annotation, biological process: regulation of DNA-templated transcription.